Messenger RNA from Leptinotarsa decemlineata (Colorado potato beetle), 4816 nucleotides. It is a transcript of the gene Myo95E, whose product is annotated as Myosin 95E. The record is from RefSeq and is a predicted model, not a curated record. NCBI's taxonomy places the organism in Eukaryota, Metazoa, Arthropoda, Insecta, Coleoptera, Chrysomelidae. Gene Ontology annotation, molecular function: microfilament motor activity; ATP binding; actin filament binding. Gene Ontology annotation, biological process: actin filament-based movement; actin filament organization; endocytosis. Gene Ontology annotation, cellular component: plasma membrane; cytoplasm; microvillus.
ACAAAUAGUAAAAUCCCAGAUGCAGGUGAAAGAGUUGAAGCUGAAUUAAUUCAAUAAUUCAAUUAAUAAUGCAUCAAAUUUCCUAUACCGGUCGCACUUGAACGAUGAAGACGAACUCUUCAAUAAAAUUCCGCCUUUUCCCGAACCCCGUUCCUUGUUUGUUCCUAUGAGAAGACUUUUGGGGCACCGUGAAAAGUAGACCCAGGACUAGAUGCCGCCCGGGCGGCAUACCGGUCAGGAUGCUCAGCCUCGAGCAGGAAGUGGGUGCCUGGGACUCCGUCCUGCUGGAUCCCUUGACCGAGGAUGCUUUCAUGGCCAACCUGCAGCAGCGCUUCAAGAGAGACCACAUCUACACUUACAUCGGAAACGUUCUCGUCUCAGUGAACCCAUAUAAGAAACUGGCCCUAUAUUCGGCUGACCUGGUCGAGGCCUAUGUGGAGAGAGGACCGUUCCAGCUGCCGCCACAUAUAUAUGCUAUUGCUGGAUCGGCUUACAGAUGGCUCAACGAUAGAAAUGAGGACCAAACUAUAAUUGUUACAGGAGAGAGUGGAGCUGGUAAAACAGAGGCUGCUAGAAUAGUUUUACAGUUUUUAGUUUUAGUGUCGGGAAAUAGUCCGGAAACGAAAUUAGUCAAAGACCGUCUGGUGCAAGCAAACACCUUGCUGGAAGCAUUCGGAAAUGCCAAAACAAUGAAAAAUGAUAACGCUUCGAGAUUUGGCAAGUUUUUGGAUAUAGAGUUUGAUUUUAAAGGGGAUCCCAUAGGUGGACACUUGAUACAUUACUAUAUUAUCAAAGCAAGAGUAACAAGUUUGACGUCCUGCGACAGGAACUUUCACAUCUUCUAUCAGCUUUUAUCGGGAGCUGAUAUUCACUUGUUGAAGAGCUUGAAGUUGCAGCGUAACGUUGAACAUUACGCCAUCUUACAGACAGAAAACAAUCAGUCUACUCUAACGGAAGAAGACGACAGGAAGUUGUUUGUAUAUACGAAAAGCGCUUUAGAAGUGCUGGGAUUUACACAUAGCGAGUCAAUCGAUAUUUUUCGCGUUAUAGCGAUUAUUUUGAAAUUAGGUAAUUUGCAGUAUGUGCCUUGUAAUAACAUAGACGGUACGGAAGGUUGCUCUAUUAGCAAUGAGUAUGAAUUAUUUGAAGUCUGUGAACUGUUGGGUGCGGAGCACAGGUGGUUGCAAAGAUCGCUGACGAGUCUGCAAAUCGACGACGGCAUUGUAAGCGACCUAAAUGCGGCUGACGCCGCCAAAAUCAGGGAUGUUUUGUGUAGAACUUUGUACAGUCGUCUUUUUACUUGGUUAAUCAGUAAAAUGAACGAUGUUAUCAAGGCCAAAACCUUAGGAAAGAAGAAAGUGUUGGGGGUUUUAGAUUUAUACGGCUUUGAGACUUUCGAACAGAAUGGUUUCGAGCAACUCAUGAUAAAUUACUGUAACGAGAAAUUGCAGCAGUUCAUCAUAAGUUCAACCUUGAAGGAAGAACAAGAGGAAAUGGUUAAAGAAGGCCUUGAAUGGACUAAAAUAGAAUAUUUUAAUAAUAUAGUUAUAUGUCAAUUGUUAGAACAUGAGAGCCACGGCAUAUUGUCGUUGUUAGAAGAACCCCGUGUUCAAACAGACGCUGCAUACUUUGCCAGAGUAGGACAAUGCUGUGCUGGCCACUCGCAUUGUUUAGCAGCAGACUCAACACUGCCACUUAGCUGUUUUGAAAUUAGACAUUAUGCAGGCGCGGUCUUAUACAAAGUACGCAACUUCAUAGAAAAAAAUAGAGACAGCCUUCCUAGAGAGGUAUCUCGAGCGAUGUUUCGAUGCGAUCAUCCCAUCAUGCAGUUCCUAUUUCCGGAAGGGAAUCCGAAAAGAUGCAAUCCGAAGAGGCCCGUUUCCAAAUCCUUUCAGCUGCAGGUCUCGCUGGAAUCUCUGCUGAAGGUUCUCGGAGGCAGGCAGGCUCACUACAUUAGGUGCUUGAAGCCGAAUGAGAUGAAGCAACCCAGGAUAUUUGAGAUGGCGCUAGUACAACAUCAGGUUAGAUAUUUGGGCUUGCAGGCCAUAGUGCAAGUAUGGCGAUCAGGCUACUGCUAUCGGCUAUCCUAUGUUCAUUUCCUUUCCCGCUACAAACUAUUAUGCUGCAACACGUGGCCAAGAUGGAGGGGGUCUCCCAUCGAAGGCGUCUCGCUGGUCCUCAGAUCGCUUCCGAUUCCCAGCGCUGAAUUUACUUUCGGCAGAAAUAAGCUGUUCGUUAGGAGCCCAAGGACCGUGUUCGAAUUGGAAGACUUUCGGAAGGCGAGGCUGCAGGAUUUAGCGCAGUUGAUUCAGAAGAUUUGGAGGGGAUACAGGGAUAGAAAGUGCUUUCGGAAAAUGAGGCACAGCCAGAUGGUUAUUGCUUCGGCUUGGAGGAGCUGGAGGGAGUUAAAAUAUGGAAUUCCGUUUCAAGGUCGUAGACAUUUGUGGUGUCUAUAUCAUGUGCGUCGGCAAUUUUUAUUGAAUCUCUACAGAACGUUGCCUGAAGACGCGGACUCUCCUAUUUGCUGGGACUGGCCUCAAACUAGCCAGACACUGUCGGAAUGCAGCGCUUUAUUGAAAAAAAUCCACCAUCGUUGGAGGUGUCACAAAUUCCGCAUGAAAUUCGACCAAACUGCUAGGAAUCGUAUGCGAGAAAAGGUCACCGCCAGUUUCAUUUUCAAGGACAGAAAGUGCUCGUAUCCCAGAAGCGUGUCCCAUCCCUUUCUUGGCGAUUACGUUCGGCUGAGACAGAACCUCCAAUGGAAAAAGAUGUGUUUGGAGAAUAAUGACCAAUAUGUAGUGUUCGCUGACAUCAUUCACAAAAUUACCAGGUCCAGUGGAAAAUUCGUUCCUAUUCUUCUGGUGAUAUCGACGAGGUCGAUGUUGGUUUUAGAUCAGAGGACAUUGCAAAUCAAAUACAGAGUGCCUGCCACCGAGAUAUACAGGAUGUCUCUUUCACCUUUCCUUGAUGAUGUUGCAGUAGUCCAUGUGAAGGCGUCUUCGCUAGGCAAUCCCGAAACAUCAAGUCUAUCUUCUGACCAGACAAGCUGCCUCUUUCAGAGCGAUCUGAGCAAAAAGAAAGGCGACUUUGUAUUCCAGACUGGGCACGUCAUCGAGAUCGUCACCAAACUGUUUUUGGUCGUUCAGAACGCAACCGGGAAACCUCCAGAAGUAAAUGUCACUACCGAGUUUGAAGCGAAUUUCGGCUCCCAAACGGUAACCUUCACGUUCAAGUGCGGCCUGCCUGAGGUACAGCCCGGCCAGAUUCGAGUCCUGCGCAAAGGCAACAAGAUGGAGGUGCUCGUGUGACGGGCUUCCUCGCCAAACAUAUCCUCGCGUACCAGCGUAGCUCACGCACUGCCACUAGAAGUACUCUUUUCGUCCCUCUUCGUUUAUUCAUCCAUUCAUUCGUUUGCACAAUUCAUUUCUAAUCGACUCGUUCGUCGAAGAGAAUGAACUUUCUAUCGGCAUAAGUGUAGGAUGUGUUUUAUUGUUCGGUGGUUAGUGUUUGGAAGGGGAGGUUUACACUUAAGAGGGAUUUUGUGUAUCAGGGUUGGCACUUGUAUUACUUUCGUACCAAACUCCAUAUUGUUAUUACAAAAACUGAAUCUAUUAUGUUAUGAUUUGCACAUGUCAUCUUUGACUCGGGUGAAUACAACAGCUCUUUGAUAAUCUUUGUAGCCACAUUUCAUUAUUUGCGGUUAAAUUCAAUAGGUAGGUAAGACAUUUGGAACAGGAUUCAAAUACUCCUAAUAUUUUGAUUAUUUUUUCAUAUUUCUUCCAUAAAGAAAACUGUUCUGGUUAAAUACUUCAUUUUACUACAUCAAGUAAUGUCAUCAUAUUUGUAUCAGGUUAAUAAAAUGAACGGAUGAAUAAUGCAUCCUAUAAAAGUUAUAAAUAAUGAUAUGUGUGAUUGAUGACUUGUUUAUUUUAUGGUAAUUCAUGAUCACUUUAAUGAAAUGAAUAAAAACACUUUUGUCUAAUUACCACUGGUAGAUUUUAUUCAUACGACCGGUUUUUUAGUUUGACCCCAUUAUAAAUUAUAUAACUGAAAUCUGAAGUUUGAAAUUUCGGUUAUAUAGAAUUUUGAGGUAUGCUGCAAGGACAGAGGUACACUUCGAUUAUUUUAACUUUACCGAUACGUCAUCGUUGAUGUGCAUAGUGCAUAUUAAAUAAAUCGCGAAAUUCUGGUCAAAUGUAAGACGAAGUGGCUAAUAUACCGAUAAAAAUUAUAACGUGUAGGUAAUGACAAUAAAUUAACAUUUUCAAAUUUAUGGAAAUGUCGGAUCCUAACAACCUCAAAAGUUAGUUUUUAUGUAGAUGUGACAGUUAACGAAAAAGGUGGCAUUGCAAUGUUUCCAAAACAUUUGCAGACAUUCAUAUUAACAAACUAGUUUCCAUUAAAUCAUCCGUGCAUGGAUGCAGAUACACUGUAAAACUGACGAAAACAAUACCCAAUAACAUAAAACAAUGAUACUGUCAAUAUCAUGUCUGGCAAAUGUAGGUAAAUUGUAAAACACUGUCGGCUGUCUGGUUAUAUCUUUCCACUGCUAUGAGUAUUAAUUGAUCAUCACUAUAACAUAAGUCUUUGAUUAGAAGACAAAUGUUAACGAAUUGUCAUCUGUUCAUUGCGGUUGAUAGAAAGAGAUGUUACAUAGAGGGUGUGUGAUUUCUAUGAUCAUAAAUUGAUGACGCAUCAGUAAAGUUAAAAUAAUCGAAGUGUAUUUAAAAGACAGGUAGUUGGGCGAACCAGGAUGCCAACUUUAAAAUACCACACUGAAAAUUCUACGGGUUGUUGAACUUAUUGAGCAACUCGA